Messenger RNA from Schistocerca americana (American grasshopper), 1923 nucleotides. Its product is annotated as piggyBac transposable element-derived protein 4-like. The transcript has 4 exons. Bases 1 to 1923 code for a protein of 640 amino acids. NCBI's taxonomy places the organism in Eukaryota, Metazoa, Arthropoda, Insecta, Orthoptera, Acrididae. The record is from RefSeq and is a predicted model, not a curated record.
AUGGUCGAGGCCAUCGACAGUCCCACGGACAAUGUGUCAGAUUCUCCAACAACUUUUACUCAACCUUCAGCGAAGCCCGAGGAACUUGACAAAGCCUUCGCGAAACUUACUCCUACAUCUAAAUUACCAGGCAUCUGUAAAAAUAUUACAAAGAAUCUGAAGACAAAGCAUACAACGAGGCUGCAGACAUUAAUUCAUCGCAGACUUACACAUAGGAAUCAGAAACUCCUCGCCAAAUAUGAGAAACCAUACCUGAAAGAUCCUUUUAAUGAAGAAACUAUAAUAUGUGAAGACGAGAUUGAUGACAGUUUGUCUUCAGAUGAAGACGAGAAUGAUGUUGAAGGUGUUGCUUCAAAUCCAGCAGCUGUGCCGUAUCCGAAAGACAGUGAGUGGACUGCAGUUGACACCUACCGACCUCUGCCUGUCAACACGACACCCAGGCAGAUACUAGUGGAUAUUGAUGAGUCGAGUUCUGUACUGGAUUGCAGUAAAGUGUUCCUUACUGACAGUGACGUAAAUGAACUCAAGAGACAGACAAAUUUGUAUGCAUCACAGACAAUACAGAAGAAAAGAAGAGGAAAUAAUCUGAAGCCCCAUUCAGUUUUGAGUUCGUGGAAGCCAGUGACUAUAAGUGAGAUGAGGCGUUUCUUGGGUAUUAUUUUCCACAUGUGUGUUUCGAAAAAGCCAAAAAUUGCGGACCAUUGGAGCACUAAUCCUGUUCUUAGUUGUAACUUUUGUCCCCAUGUCAUGAGCCGUUUGCGUUUCACUCAGAUACUGUCAUGCUUGCAUCUUGUUGACAAUUCAAAUCAGAAAAAACCAGGCGAAGAUGGAUUUCAUCCACUUUACAAAGUUUUGCCAUAUUAUAAUAAUUUGAAGGAGCGAUGUAUCCAGGCAUAUCGUCCCUCAGAAAAAGUGACAAUUGAUGAAGGAAUUUGCCCAUUUCGAGGUCGUGUGAGUUUCCGUGUUUACAUGCAAAAUAAGCCUCAUAAGUAUGGACUGAAAGUAUAUGCUGUUGCUGAAGCCAGUAGUGGCUAUGUUGUAAAUUUUGAAGUUUAUGCUGGUAAGCAUAUUGUUGACAAUUCUUCGUCUGCGGUUAUUUUGCGAUUGUUGUCUGACAGCAGCUUGCUGAACAAAGGCCACACUGUGUAUUUAGAUCGAUUUUAUUCCAGUCCAGAGCUAUUUCAGCAACUGGCAGAGAAAGGCACUGGAGCUGUUGGUACUGUGAACAAAUCCAGGAAAGGAUUGCCUAAAGAUUUAGUAUCUGCUAAGCUGAAAAAGGGCGAAAUGUCUUUUCGGCGUAAAGAUAAUGUAUUGGCAAUGAAGUGGAAAGAUAAGAGAGAUGUGUAUACAUUGUCUACAAGGCAUCAAGCAACAUUUGGUACGCAUACUAAGAGAAAUGGGUCUGUAGUAUUGAAACCACUUCAGGUACUUGAUUACAACCUCAAUAAAAUUGGAGUGGAUAUUGGAGACCAACGCCUGCAGUACAAUCCGUUCCAGCACAGAACUGUGAAAUGGUGGCGAAAAUUAUAUUUCCAUUUGCUGCUUAUGGGAGUAUCAAAUGCAUUUUGGCUGUACAAUGCAGUGCACAGGAAGAAAAUUACAAUAACAGACUUUAUAACAGUGCUUGCAGUUCAGCUUGUUGAAGACGACACACUUGAAUUCAUUCCAAGAAAUGAAGGAACUGUAGGUCGGCUAACAAAGAGACAUUUUUUGCAGCACAUACCUGCAACUACUAAGAAGUAUGCUGCUCGUGUGUGUCACGUGUGCAGUUCCAGGAGCAAGAAACAGAGUGGCAAGGCUUCUCGACGUGUCAGCGAGAGUUCAUCAGCACAGUUCAUUGGGAGUUCAGCAGAGUUCAUCUUCGGUGGAGCUAUGUGUUCAGGAUUCCUUGACAACCAGCAGUUUAUCAUUGGCAGUCUGUAG